Adineta steineri is the source of this 2632-nucleotide messenger RNA. NCBI's taxonomy places the organism in Eukaryota, Metazoa, Rotifera, Eurotatoria, Adinetida, Adinetidae. The record is from the annotation of a GenBank genome assembly.
CUAAGAUAAAAAAUUCGAGAAAAAAAACUUUUUUUCAAAAGGGUGGUAAAGUAUCCAUGGAUUCACCCCAUAUAAAGAACUAUUGAGAGAUGAAAUACUAUAUACCGUUAACAUUAGCCGGUGAUAAAAACAAUAGACAUGUAUAUUAUUUACAUAACAAUCAAUGGCGUUUGUAUUAAUGAGUUUUUUUUACAUAUAUUUGCCGUCAAUUUUCUUCUCGUAUGAUAAGAAUAUAAGUGAUGGAUCAUUAGAAAAGUACCUCAAAUUUUAUAGAGGAAAUUGAAAUAUAGAAGCAACUAUAGUUGUUUAAAAUAAAUGACGAUCAAAUAUAUAGAUUAUUGAGUUUAUACAAUCACUUAACGUAUUAAAAACUUAUAGUAAAAUUGUUCAUUUUAAAAUAGAAAUUAUAAGAAGAAUGAAAAGCAAAUAUUUAAGUACAAAACAUGACUAAUACUUUGUUAGAUCAAUAAGAACAUAAGUUUUCGAAUGGUGUAAAACAAAAUAUGAGAAGAAAUCAAUAUUUACAAUUGAAACUCAAGUUAUUUCUCUUUUUUGUUUUAUAAUGCAUAUAUAAAAUCAUUUUUGUACUUACAAGAUUAGUAAUCUUGUUCUCAAACUUUUUAAAAUAUGAUGAAAAUAUUUACUUCUAAAUAUACGAUUUUAAUAUUGCUAAUAUUCAUUUUUCAAAAUGAAAAUAUUGCUGCAAGUAAGUUGAACUUUACAAGAGUAGAUAACAACUUUUUUUCCUUCAUACUUUUAAUAUUCAGUUACAUGCGAUAAUUAUAAUAUCACAUAUUCUCAACAAAAUGAUGCUGUGACAAUAAAUUUUUCAUCAAAUGAUCUAUUAAAAUUAAAUCGAACAGUUCAAUGUACACCAACUUCUACAGAAGAAAUAGUCUAUGGAUGUGCACAUCAAUGUGUUGGAUUAGGAUAUGGACAAGAAGGUGAAAUACUUAUUGAAAUGCAACAUGAUAACGGAACUAUACAACCUUGUACCAUAGCAUAUACUAUAGAAUUAUGCGAACCAACUUUAGCAUUUUUUAAUGUUCCUGGUGAUAAAGUUCGUUUAGGUAUUAAUCGUCCGAUGGGAUCUUUUGAUUAUGUUAAUGUUCAAUGUUCGAAUAAUGAAUCAUACGUAAUAUUCAAUACCAGCACACCAUCGAACAGUUCUAUAAUUACAGUCGAUUGUUCAUUCAUACCAAAUUUACCACUUAUGAGUUUUAUACUUGAAACUAUUAAAAAAGAUUUUCGUACCGCAGUUAAUCAUAUUAGUCAAGAAGUUCCAUUGCCUGUUCCAUUUGAUUUUUCUCUUGAUUCACGUGUACUAACUAUAAGAGCAUAUGCACCGCCAUUAAUGAAUCUAAAUAGUUCAUAUGAAUUUCAAUUGGUAUUUUUUGAUAAAAACGAUGAACAUAUUAUAUACAAAAGAGCAACAAUAGUCAAUCUUUUACCAAAUUUAGGUAUAUCAUUCAAUUAUAGUCUUAUACCAAAUCUUAAACAUAAAAUUAUUUUUACACAUAUUGUCAAUGCAACAAUGUAUGCUGAGUCAAGUUCAAUAGUGUCACCAAUAUCGAAUAUUCCAUAUCCAUUUGCAGUAAUAAACCUACAUAUAGAAGAAAAUUAUCAUAAUAUUAUUGUUAGUUGGAGUGAUUCACAUUCUUCAUAUGAUCAAAUCGAAUAUAUUGUUUCAUGUAAUUCAAAUAAUAAUUUGACAAGAAAUGUCGGUAGAAAUACAACAUAUGUUUGUGAAAAUAUAGCCUUUAAUGAAACGAAUAGUAUUUCUGUAGAAACAAGAUUAGCUAUACCUGGUUAUAUACAUGAUCGAAUGGUUAUUGCGAUAUUGGAUGUUCCACAAGUACCUCAAAUACCGAUAUUUGAAGUUUUUAAUAGAACAGAAACAAGUAUUACAGUUCGAUGGCAAUAUAAUAAUGAUUCAUUUUCAACAAAUACAUUCGAAUUUAAUAUAAAAUGUGGUUUAAAUGCAAAUCCUAUUCAAAUUGAUAUUCGAUCAAAUGAAUAUGUAUGUCAAUCACUUGAAGAAGGUACAAUUUAUGUUAUCACCAUGUUAGUAGGAAGUUUUUUUAAUAUUAUUCAACGAUCAUCAAGUAUUCAGACAAAUACAUUACUUCCAACAUGUCAAUAUCAAAGUCAUUUUUAUUCAUCUGAUUUUAAUGGUACUCGUUUUGUUAUUAUUGAAUGGAGUCCUCCAGAUAAAAAUUUCGAUAAGAUCUAUGUACAAUGUCUAUCAACAUAUAUUCCUUUUGAAUAUAAUCAAGUCACAUCAUUUAUGUACAUUAAAUGUAUAAUUUACAAUGGAGUACCAUUUAAUGUGACAUUUGCCACUGUUAAGAGCGGUUUUGAAUGGGCAAUAUUUCAAUUUACAGAUACUCCACCAAGCGAUUCAUCAUCAACAACAGCAUCAACAUCUUUAUCAACAGAAACAUCAUCGAUCACUGAUUCAGAUUGUUCUCAAGAUAUAUUCUUGAAAACAGAGAUCAACAUGAUAAAAUGGCGAACAGCUGCAAUAAUUGCUUUUAUAGUUGCCGGAGUUUUAGCUUUAUCUACUAUAUGUCUCAUUGUUUUUUCUGUUCUUUUAUAUUUACGAAAUCGAUAUAAUGUUCGUGAUGAAUAA